Sorex araneus (European shrew) is the source of this 887-nucleotide messenger RNA. Its product is annotated as protein BEX1-like. The record is from RefSeq and is a predicted model, not a curated record. Gene Ontology annotation, molecular function: signaling receptor binding. The transcript is spliced from 3 exons. Gene Ontology annotation, cellular component: nucleus; cytoplasm. Gene Ontology annotation, biological process: signal transduction. NCBI's taxonomy places the organism in Eukaryota, Metazoa, Chordata, Mammalia, Eulipotyphla, Soricidae. The coding region runs from base 14 to 646 and encodes 210 amino acids.
CGGGGGUUGUGGGAUGAGGAGGAGGGGUAGCAAGCCGGUGACGCGGGGCCUUCACGUGACCGCGUGCUGCAGAGCUGACGCAGCCUUCGUUUCAGCACUCACUGCCUUCUGGGUACCAGCUCCCCACUCCCCGCUCCUCCGCGCGGCGCGCUGGCUCUGGCCCCUGGGAAAGCGGAGAAGUUCUUUGCAGAUCUUCCUUUCUGAGGGUUGCUGCUGCGUGUCUGACAGUGACAAUCAAGGGGAAGAAGAGCCAGCAAGAAUAGACCCAGGAAUAAUGGAGUCCAAAAACGAACAAGUGGCAAAAACCGUCAACAUGGAAAAUAGCAACCAGGAAAAUAAGAAGGAUCCAAAGGAGCGAGAUGCUAAUAAAGGAGAACCUUUGGAAGUUGGUGAAUAUCAUGUGCCCAGAGGAAUUCGUAGGCAGCUCCGUGUUAGGCAGCCCCUCCUGCAGGAUAGAAGGGACAUGAUUAUGAGGCUUGGAGGGCCACAGGGAAGGAUGAGAGAAGACAAUAUGGAAAGAAUUGGGAAUGAAAUGAGAGAGAUUAUGCAAAAACUGAGGGAAAGGCAACUGACUCAUAGUUUGCGGGCAGUUAGCACUGACCCUCCUCACCAUGACCACCACGAUGAAUUUUGCCUUAUGCCUUGAAUCCUAAUGUUUUCUCUAAAGUUGAUAGGGAUGUAUCUGAUUUCUAAACUUACAUGUUUGUGAUGCACUUUUAUUGUAAACCUUUUGAUGUCACUCAUUUCUGGUGGGUCCUUUAUUGCCAGUUUCUAGUUGAAUCUUGUUUUUGACCCCAUCGGUAAGAUUUUACUAGCAGGGAAACUUUACCUAUUGCAUGGGAAAACCCUCACUAUAUAUUGUGAAAUUAAUAAAGCAGUUUAAGAAA